CCGAAUCUCCUAGUUUACCUCUUUUACUGGGUCUUUACAUUUUUUUGGGAUCUUUACAAUUAAGUUGAGGGUGGUUUACGAUAUUAAUCAUGUUGCUCUUUCGGCGGGCCUUAGUGAUAGUGUUCACAGUAGCAAUAACGGGCGGGUACUACGCGCGGGCGGAGAAAGCGUCCGAUAAGUACACCAAAAAGGCAAACGUUUUGCCCGACUCGGAGAUCUAUGAUCCGGACUUUCGCAACAUCCAGCGGCCUUUCCGGAUGGCAAAGUUGAAUCUGGUUUGGACGAAAGCUCAACAGCGGCUGACCGAACCGAAACUCAAAUCGAUCUACACCGAGCUGAAGCUGCACGAUAAGGAAGAGAUCACGUACAAGCAGCUCAAGGAGAAGGACAAAGAUGGGCUUAAGGAGGCGCAGCUGCGGGAUAAGCUAGUACGAAUCAUGAGCACCUACGGAUUGCUGGAACACUUUGACGACACCCAGGAUCCAGAAAAGUACAAGCACCACAAGGCGAACGGUGGCGGUGUAGGCAAGGAUGCGUACAGGAACAAGAGCUUGUUUAAGGACAAGAAGCUGAACAAACUGUGGGACAAGGCGGAAGGGGCCGGCUUCACGAAGGAGGAGCUCGAUGCGCUGCGGGAAGAGUUCGACCAUCAUCAGACGAAGAUUGACGUUUACUAUAAUCUGCUCGAACAGUUAGGGGACACGGACAAUCAGCCCGACGAUGGGGCUCACCAGAACGCGAUCAACGACGAUGAACAUGACCGGUACAACGAGAUUGACCGUGCCGAAGAGCCAGAACCACAGGGCAUCAACAAGCAACAUGCGCACCUGCACAAAUCUAAUCAACUGCGCGAAAAGCACCGCGAAAUCCGGGAUAACUUUGAUCGCUUGGAGCGCAUCGCCGCGCAAGGACCGAAGAGCCAGGAUUUCGUGGAACCGAAGGUACAGGGUUUGUGGCGAGUCGCGCUAGCCAGUGAGUUUAGUGCGGAUGAGUUGGCCUCGUUAAAGGUGGAGCUGCUGCACUACGAAAGCCGGUUGCUCAAGCUGCGCCACAUGCACGCCGAGCAUGCACUCAGCCUCGAGAAGCACAAGCAAACCGAUGCCAAGGCGGACACGCACAAGAUGAUGGAGGACAACAUCAAGAAGCAGACGCGCAAGGUGGAGAAGAUACAGGAGGAGGUCGAGCGACGAAUUUUCAAACACUCCGAACUUUGAGCAACUGGUAUGCGGCGCUAUGAUAAAAAAGCCAUUUUAGGAACAAACCUUUUUUCUAAAUAAAGAAUGAAUGUCGAGCCUCGCGACAUUGCAAGAGAAAUGUGUAAUUACUAUUUUU
This is a messenger RNA of Anopheles darlingi, 1332 nucleotides long. RefSeq names its product alpha-2-macroglobulin receptor-associated protein. Gene Ontology annotation, cellular component: endomembrane system; endoplasmic reticulum. Bases 90 to 1214 code for a protein of 374 amino acids. Lineage: Eukaryota; Metazoa; Arthropoda; Insecta; Diptera; Culicidae. Gene Ontology annotation, molecular function: heparin binding; receptor antagonist activity; low-density lipoprotein particle receptor binding. Gene Ontology annotation, biological process: regulation of receptor-mediated endocytosis. The transcript is spliced from 2 exons. The record is from RefSeq and is a predicted model, not a curated record.